CGCUGUAUUGUGUCCAUGGUGUCAAACUCCAUCACCAUCCAAGACCCACGUGACCCACACAACCGCCGUUCAUUCUGCUUUGACUACGCCUACUGGUCCCACAGCGGCUUCAUGCAAGACCGGAGCGGCCUCUACCUGCCUGAGGAUCCAGGAGGGCGAUAUGCUGACCAAGACAGUGUGUUUGAGGACCUGGGAGAAGGAAUACUAGAGAAUGCACUGCAGGGUUACAAUGCCACUCUGCUGGCCUACGGGCAGACCGGCUCAGGGAAGAGUUAUUCAAUGGUGGGAUAUGGGACCAACAAAGGCCUGGUUCCUAAACUCUGUGAUCGUCUUUUUGAGGCCAUCAGAGAAAACCAGGAUUCAAGACAGUGUCAGGUCUUUUUCAGUAUGCUGGAAAUCUAUAAUGAGCAGGUGAUUGACCUGUUGUCCAGGGGGUCUCGUACCCCUGGGGGGCUCAGGGUCAGAGAAGAGCAGCAAAGAGGGUUCUAUGUGGAGGGUCUUCGCACAGUUCCCUGUGAGAGCGCACCACAGGUGGAGCAGCUGAUGGAACAGGGAACCAGGACUCGAACCACUGCUGCCACUCAUAUGAAUGCAAACAGCAGCCGCUCACACAUGCUCAUUGUUCUGCAGCUGAAACAGAUCUUCUCCAAAGAAAGCAUCACUAAACAGUCCAAUGUAAACCUGGUGGACCUGGCAGGCAGUGAGCGUCAGCGGUCAUCGGGGUCAGAGGCGGAUCGGCUCAAAGAGGGCACGGCCAUUAAUCUGAGCCUCACCACCCUGGGCAAUGUCAUCAGUGCACUCGCUGAUGUGGCGGUGGGAAAAAAGGUCGUGCAUAUUCCCUACAGAGACUCAGUUCUUACCAAGCUGCUGCAGUCUGCACUGGGAGGCAACAGUCGCACUGUGAUGAUUGCCACACUGAGCCCUGCUGAUAUCUGUUAUGAGGAGUCACUCUCAACCCUUCGUUACGCUGAAAGGGCGAAGCGCAUCCAGAACCGUGCUGUUGUGAAUGAGAGUCCCACCGAGCGUCUGGUCAAAGAGCUGAAGGCAGAGAAUGCCAGGCUGCUGCAGAGACUGAGCCGACUGGGCCAAGAGGGACGGAGAACCAACGACGAGACCAAGGAGCUUCGACAGCUUCUGACCCACAAUGAACUCCAGAUCAGAGCCAUUCAGACUCUCUGGGAGCAACACCUGCAGGAGGCGCUGAAGGACUGGGAGCAGCAGUACGCAAGCAUCACACAGGAGAGGAGGAUGAUGCAAAUGCACCCCUACAUUCUGAACAUCAACGAGGAUGCUCAGCUGUCAGGUGUCGUGAAGCUUUUUAUCCAGGAGGGUGAAUGGGACAUCGGUCUCUGCGAUUCGUCCCCACGAUCCAUCUCUAUAAAGGGCUUAGGGAUCCAAGAGCGCCAUGCAGUGUUCAGGAACGAGCAGCGCCGUGUUACACUGACUCCAGUGUCAGAGGCAAAGGUCAUCAUCAAUGGAAUGGCCGUCUCCGACACGACUGAGCUGCAACACCUGGACCGUCUCAUUCUCGGGUCAAACUGUACCUACCUUUUCAUUGGUUAUCCUUCUGAGAGGGGCGGGGAUGACUGGAGCCGCUACGACUACGAUUACUUCCAGUCUGAACUGGCUGCUGCUGAAGGCAUCCACCUGGGUGAGUCCAGUUCUGGGUCCAGUCAGACGGACCCCAGUCUGUUGGCUGUUUUCUACGACUAUAUUAAACUGAUGCCCAUGGUGGCCGAGGCCAACCAGAUGAGCCAGGAGCUGAACAAGGGUGUGGAGUUCAAACUGGAGAUCAAGAAUCUUGCCUUGUCAGACUCAAAAGGCCACGAUCUGGAGAAAGAGAUAAUUAUCAGAGUCACCUCUGAAGGCAACAAACAGGUGUGGAUGUGGUCCAAGGCCAAGUUUGUGAACCGGAAAUUUCUGAUGGAAGAAGUAUAUCAGCAGCAUCAGGCUGAACAGAGCAGAGACAGGAGCGUCGAGGGCCUUUCUACAGCUAUGAUGCCCAGAGAUAAAGACCCUUUCUGGGAUCCGCUGGAGCCUCUGCUCCUGGGUACCGCUCACCUAUGGCUUCAGUCUUUGGCCUUUCAUCCCCUGGAGGAGCAGCUGGAGGUGUUGGGCUCAGAGGGUUCAGAGGAGGCUAUUCUACAAGCACAGCUGGUCCCCUGCACCUCCACUGGAUUCCCACAGGGUGAAGACGACAUCCUCAUUGACCCCUCUGAGUUACUGGGUCGGCGUCUGGACUUUCAGCUGGUCCUGGAACAGUGCUGUGGUCUACGCUGGAUAAGAGAGGCUCGUAAUAGAGGGGUCCAGAUCAGGUUUAAGUUAUUUGACUGCUCCAAACCUCUCUAUACUCCUGCUGUUUGGCACAACGUCAAUCCUCUGCUAGAUCACAGGGUUCACUUCGCCUCCCUUCACACCUCUCAGUGUCUGCUGGACUACCUGCAGAGCAGCGCCGUGGUUCUGGAGCUGUGGGGCCUUCAAGAGGGCUGUACGGACCUGACGUCCUCUCUGGAUGGAGUGAGGAUGACUUCAGAAGGCAUCUUCAUCAUCGACCAGACAGGCCCAGCAGAUACUGUGUCUCUGGAUUCAGCAGAACUGAGCUGUUCAAUGAGAGCUCUACAACAGGACCUAGAGGACAUGAAGAGUGAAAACACCUUACUGAGAAAAGAGAACCAAAGUCUUAGAGAACAACUCAGCACAGUCAAAAAUGGAGGGGAGAACAUGCGAGGUCGGUCAGUGCGUCCUAGCUGUGAUGCAGAAUUUGCUCGUGCUCUGAAGGUUUUCUACCACAGUAUGACAGCAGUCAGGGGUCAACUCCAACGCCUCCGCAGACACAGGCCCAGUGAGGAGUCAGACCUCUUAGGCCUCAGGUUCUUUGUGGAUGAGCAGAGUCGUCUGCUCAGAGACUUCUCAGAGCAGCUGGAACUGAGCGUCACUGCACUCAAACAAGACGUAGCUGCCAUUGUCCGACGGAAACGGGAACGAUCAGGAAUCUGGUCGUAACUCCAUGAAUAACCGCUGACCAGCUUUUCCAGACUUUGUAUGAGUGAAGGCAAGUUUACUUUAACUUCAUCUGUUGCUUGUACUGUAUAUUCAGUUACUGCUGUUCUUCAGUACCUCAGAUAUGUAGGUUCUGACUUUACAAUUUUCUGUUUUUGGAACUUUGAGCGAAACUAAAUUUAGUGAUAAUUUGAGUACAUUUAAACCAAAAUGAAAUAUAAAAGUUUUUCCCAUUUCAUGAUAAAUUGUUAAAUUUAUCUAAUUAAGCUAAAUUUUACAUGAUUCCACCCAUGUUAAUGUUUUGUAGGGAGUCCUGUCAAAACAGCCCUUUGAUAGUAAAUACUGCUUACUGUGAUUUAGACUAAGAUCAAACAGAAUGACAGUCUAAAGUCAAUUUUAAUUUAGCUCAAUUUUUAGACAAGUAUACAGAUAAGAUAUCCAUUAUAAUGUAAUGCACUGCAUUGUUACAUCAUCAUAAGCUCGUGUAUUUUUAAAUAACUGCAGUACUUAUUACAAAAUAAAAGAACUUUACUACAUCCUGCAACAAACUGUAUUACAAAAACGCAGGUUUACAACACAAUGAAAUGAAAAAAGUCAGUGAUGAUAGCCUAAUGUUGUGAUUUUAUAUCAUGUACUGUUCCAUUGCUGAAAUAUACCUCAGUAUUUAAAACUGCACAUUUUCAUCUGUUAAUUCAUUUGGAUUCUAAUUUCUUUCUAUUCUAAUCACAACAUAUCUUGAUAAAAUUGUCCAACUUGAAGCAGUGACUGUACAGUUUUCUGUAAAGGAGGGGAUUACUCAUGUUAUGACUUAACCCAUUAGAACUACUGAUGUAAGACAUUUGGAAUAAACAGCAUUUUAGUCUUUAAGAGCAUUUAUUAGACUGCAUGUAAAAGUCAUCACAGUUCAAAACUGCAAAAUAAGUUAAAAGGCAAAUACAUUUGUUUAAAAAUUCACAAUAUUAUUAACUUUAGAACCAUAGUGGACAAUGGGUCAUAUUUCACAAAACAUCUGAAAGUCCUCUUCUUGUUCAACUGGCAAACUGAAACCAAUAAAUACAGACCUAAAUGAUGUAACUAGAAUGAAAUAUUCCAUAGGUAGAGUUGUCAGUCUGCAGUUCCACAGUAAUAGUAUCAACCAUAGUGUCUCUCAUUUUGAUCACCAGUUCAGAGGUAAAAAAAAAAAGCAAAAAAAAAGCAGUAGUUGGUGUUUGUAAGCAGUCAACACUUACGAGAGUACAGACAACUGCUGUAGGUCCAAAGAAAAAGGAGUAGAGAAGAGAACAUUUACAGGAGCAGAGGCAGUUUUGGAGUCAAAAGGCAGAUGUGAGGCAGAUCAGUCAUCAGACAGAACAGGAAAUGUUAUGUACAACAGAUACACUCGACAGCAGGUAACGAGAAAGUAAAACACAGAGGCAGCAGUGAGGUUAAAUUGAAGGCUGGAGAGUUAGAUAGGUGUGAACUGAAGAGGUAGCCUGGAAAAACACAAAGCCAACUGUGGGAAGGAAGGACUGAGCUACUGCAGAUACACAUAAUAGAUGACUGUGUAUGUGUGACGAACCUAUGAAUCAAUACUUAAAGCCUGUUUGUUCAGCUUAAAUGUCACUGCAGGUACAAUUCUUGAGGCUAUUGUUUCCUUCCCACAAAAGCUGACGUACAGGUGAGGUAGGUUCUUAGGGUUUUGGGGGAAUAAGAAAAAUAGAAAAACAUUCACUGUGACAUUUACUCACAGACUGUCAAAUAAAUGUCAGACGUAAUGUAACGCACAAUGAAUGAAUGUUUCACUGCCAAUUGUCUGCACCUCUUUGGGUGGGUUUUAAUUUUCUGUCAACAGCAAAACCAACAUCACAGAGCAGGUAAAAAAAAA
Messenger RNA from Sphaeramia orbicularis (orbiculate cardinalfish), 4864 nucleotides. It is a transcript of the gene kif28, whose product is annotated as kinesin family member 28. Gene Ontology annotation, molecular function: ATP binding; microtubule binding; microtubule motor activity. Gene Ontology annotation, biological process: microtubule-based movement. Lineage: Eukaryota; Metazoa; Chordata; Actinopteri; Kurtiformes; Apogonidae. The record is from RefSeq and is a predicted model, not a curated record.